Molecule: messenger RNA, 2391 nt
Organism: Antechinus flavipes (yellow-footed antechinus)
Lineage: Eukaryota; Metazoa; Chordata; Mammalia; Dasyuromorphia; Dasyuridae
Gene: CDK16
Product: cyclin dependent kinase 16
Exons: 16
Coding region: 95-1732 (545 amino acids)
Biological process (GO): protein phosphorylation; neuron projection development; exocytosis
Cellular component (GO): cytoplasm; nucleus; synaptic vesicle
Molecular function (GO): protein kinase activity; ATP binding
Source: RefSeq, a predicted model, not a curated record
GCCGCAGCCGCCACCGCGCCGGGCCCGCAGCACUGAGGCCCCCCGUGCCCCCGCGCCCCAGCGCGCGUCCCCACCCCCGCUGCCUCCGGUCACCAUGGACCGAAUGAAGAAGAUCAAACGGCAGCUCUCCAUGACGCUCCGGGGAAGCCGACCCUCGGAGAAGAGCGGCGGCUCUGAGCAGAUCAACAUCGAAGACAGUAACUGCAGUGACAACGGCCCUAGCCCUGGUGGGAGGAAGGGCAUCUUGCCCUCGUCCCACAGCCUGCUACCCACGGUUCGCCUGCCCCCCCGAGCAUCCAGGAGCUUGCCCGCCCUUGGCCCCACCCCCCGGGCACCCCGGCAGCCUCCACCACCGCCGGCCCGCCGGCCCCGGGCCAGUCGCAGCCUCAGCUCCCCACUGGAUCAUGGCACCAGACUAGAGAUUGUGCACGAAGAUUUGAAGAUUGGUUCAGAUGGGGAGAGCGACCAGGCGUCAGCCACGUCCUCUGAUGAGGUGCAGUCACCCGUGAGGGUCCGAAUGCGAAACCAUCCGGCCCGCAAGAUCUCUACUGAGGACAUCAACAAGCGCCUCUCCCUACCUGCCGACAUCCGGCUGCCUGAGGGCUAUCUGGAGAAGCUGACCCUCAAUAGCCCGCUCUUUGACAAGCCCCUGAGCCGGCGCCUCCGCCGGGUCUCCCUGUCUGAAAUUGGCUUUGGCAAGCUGGAGACAUACGUGAAGCUGGACAAACUGGGAGAGGGUACCUAUGCCACUGUAUAUAAGGGGAAGAGCAAGUUGACAGACAACCUGGUUGCCCUGAAGGAGAUCCGACUGGAGCAUGAGGAGGGUGCCCCCUGCACCGCCAUUCGAGAAGUAUCUCUGCUGAAGGACCUGAAACACGCCAACAUUGUCACCCUGCAUGACAUCAUUCAUACUGAUAAGUCCCUGACCUUGGUCUUUGAGUACCUGGACAAGGACCUGAAGCAGUACCUGGAGGACUGUGGCAACGUCAUUAACGUGCACAACGUCAAGCUCUUCUUGUUUCAGCUGCUCCGGGGCCUGGCCUACUGUCACCGACAGAAGGUGCUACACCGUGACCUCAAACCCCAGAACCUGCUGAUCAACGAGCGAGGGGAACUCAAGCUAGCGGACUUUGGCCUGGCCAGGGCCAAGUCCAUCCCAACCAAAACAUACUCCAACGAGGUGGUGACGCUGUGGUACCGGCCUCCCGACAUCCUGCUGGGCUCCACGGACUACUCCACCCAGAUAGACAUGUGGGGCGUGGGCUGCAUUUUCUACGAGAUGGCCACAGGCAGGCCCCUCUUCCCCGGCUCGACGGUGGAGGAGCAGUUGCAUUUCAUCUUUCGCAUUCUGGGGACCCCCACUGAAGAGACUUGGCCCGGCAUCUCCUCCAACGAAGAGUUCAAAAACUAUGAUUACCCCAAAUAUCGAGCGGAGGCACUACUGAGCCACGCACCCCGGCUGGACACCGAUGGGGCGGACCUCUUGGGCAGACUCCUGCAGUUUGAAGGACGGAAUCGGAUCUCUGCGGAUGACGCCAUGAGACACCCCUUCUUCCAGAGUUUGGGGUCCAGAAUUCAUAAACUCCCUGACACUACUUCCAUAUUUGCACUAAAGGAGAUCCAGUUACAGAAGGAGACCGGCCUUCGCGCAGCCUCCCUCACAGACUCGGGUGGGUGUGGCUCCCACCCCCUAGGCUCCUCCAGCUGUGGGCCGGCUGGCUCUUCCCAAUAGCUCUCUGCUUCCCCCCACAGGCAGGCCAGCCUUCCGGGUGGUGGAUACCGAGUUCUAAGCCCUCGGGGCAGCUGGCUUUGAGAAGGUGCUGGUGACUGGCUGGAGGCUGAAGCCUCCGGAGGCCCAUGGAGGCCGCUGGGAGAAGGGCUGCAGUGGAGCCAGUCCUGCUCUCUACCUAUGUCUCUCCCCGCCUUUUCUCUUCUUCCCCCCUUCCCCCCCACCCCCUGCACAGCUCGCACCUCGCCGCCGCAAAGACCCUCCACUAACCUGCCUGCUCCUGGCUCAGCUGCCUCCCCCGCCCCCCACUCUCCUCCACCCGACUUGUGGAAGGGUGCUAACAAAGCUCUUCCCUCCCUCCGCUGUCUGCUGUCUGUUUGUUUCCCUCCAGUCAUCGGACAGCAUGGCCGGGGCGGCCUCCGGCUCCGGGGCGGCAGCCCCCCUCCCCCCCCACUGACACCCUCCCUUCUGUGCUCAUCUCUCCCCUGCAGCCCCCGAGGAGUGGGAGGGAGCCUGGGAGGGAAGGAGGCGGGCCAAGGUCUCGGGCACCUCCCGAGCGGAGGUGAUCCUGCGCUCCAAGACGGGCUGCCGCGGCCCCAGCCUCCUCCUGCGUCCCCUCCAUCCAUUUGUCCUUUUUAAAAAAAAAAUAUUAUUAUUUUGAA